UUGUCCCCGCAAGCCGUGCCUUUAGAUCUAAAACUUCAUUGAGCCCUUCUUUCAUCUAUUAGACAAAUCUUCUUUCAUCUUCCCCACUCUUGCGGCUCACCACUUCAAAAUCUACUCUUGUGGCUCUCGGAAUGCCAUGACUAUAAUAGACUCCGACAAGACUCUUAUUUGCCUCCGCAACGCCUGCAAUUUCGUCGGCAACCUCGUCAGGUUAAAAGGGCAGUUUCUUUUCGUCAACACCAACACCCUUUUCGACGAAAUCAGCGAGGAAAUGACGAAAGCUAUUGGGAUUAAGAAUGACAAGUCGUGGCGUCUUGAAGGCUUUUUAACAAACAGUUCGAGUCCCAAAAAGUUUCGCGGCCGGAAUAAGAAGUUGAACUUAGGAGCCAUUCACGCUCCUGAUUGUGUGGUGAUUUUCGAUACGGAGAGGAAGUCUUCGGUUAUUUUGGAGGCUGAAUGGUUGCAAGUUCCGAUUGUGGGGCAUGUUGAUUCGAGUAUGCCGUGGGAAACUUAUAAGAAGAUUACUUAUCUGAAAAAUGAAGACUGCACAAGGGGCAGAUGAUUUAACCGCUGGGACUCGGUGUGAACUCUACUAAUUUUACUUUUUGUGUUCAUUUUUGAAGAAAGAAGAUUUCUCUCUGAAUAGAUGAAAGAGAGACUCAAUGAACUUUUAGAUCUAAGGGCACGGUUUGCGAGGGAA
This is a messenger RNA of Coffea arabica (coffee), 700 nucleotides long. The record is from RefSeq and is a predicted model, not a curated record. NCBI's taxonomy places the organism in Eukaryota, Viridiplantae, Streptophyta, Magnoliopsida, Gentianales, Rubiaceae.